AUGUAUGAUACGGUUUAUCGUGUUGAUGCUCAUGAAAGAGCAAGGAGGAUGAUUUAUCAUCCCCCAGCUCCGUUUCAGCGGCGUCAUUUAGAUAAAGCUGAAGUAACAGUCAGAGAUCUUCUUGGUUUGAAGGAGUAUGAAGAAGUUGAAGAGUCAAACCGUAUCAAAACAGCUGAAGGCACAGAAGUUUUACGCUUACAAGAGAAGUUCUUAGGUGUUCCUGUUUUUGAUGCUUCAUUAACUGUUACAGAAGAUAAUGACAGACAUUUGACUGGCGAUGCAACAGGAUCAUUUAUUCAAGGAAUUGAACAUGAUAACACAAAUGCAUUGAACUUAUGGGAUGACCUGAUAACAAGUAAAGAUACCAGUUUACUUAGUUUACCAGAAGAAAAAUCUCCAGAUCUUCUUGGUUUGAAAGAGUAUGAAGAAGUUGAAGAGUCAAACCGUAUCAAAACAGCUGAAGGCACAGAAGUUUUACGCUUACAAGAGAAGUUCUUAGGUGUUCCUGUUUUUGAUGCUUCAUUAACUGUUACAGAAGAUAAAGAUGGACAUUUGACUGGUGAUGCAACAGGAACAUUUAUUCAAGGAAUUGAAGAUGAAAUUACAAAUGUAAAACCAAAACUUUCAAAAUCAGAUGUCUUUGAUAUUGCUUUUAAAGCAGAGGGAGACGAGAUUUAUGCAAAUAGUAUCCAGCCAGAAUGCAAAAUUAUAAUUUUCAUGGAUGAAAAGAACAAACCUCGAUUAGCAUACUAUAUUAAUUAUCGAAUAGAAAAUAAGAAAGUUAUCAAACGGCCUACCUUUGUUAUUGAUGGUAACACUGGAGAAAUACUGUUGAAAUAUAACAAUUUAAAUACCAUUUCCAGAGUACUGACUGGUUCCGGUGGCAAUGAAAAAUCAGGAAUAUACAAAUUUAGUGAGAAAAAUCACAAAGCUUUUGUAACUCAAGUUGGUAAAAUGUGUUUCCUUGAAAACAAUUAUGUGAAGGUUAUGGACAUGCAAAACAGUUAUGGGGAAGUCUCUAAUAAUACAGACCCUAUUUAUUAUGUUUGUGACGCUGGUUUUAAUGAUAGUGCCAAUGGAGCCAUAUCUCCUGCACUUGAUGCUGUCUAUUAUGGUAGUAUGGUAUCUCAGAUGUUUCAAGAAUGGUAUAAUAUUUCAAUACUAAACAAACAAGCUAUAUUGCGUGUUCAUUACGGGGAAAAUUAUGAAGGUUCAUACUGGAAUGGGAAAUAUUGUACAUUUGGUGAUGGCCAUACACGCUUUUAUCCUUCAACAGACGCUGAUGUUGUUGCACAUGAAUUUGCCCAUGGUUUCACAGAACAACACUCUGGAUUGAUUUACUUUAACCAGUCUGGAUCUAUGAAUGAAGCUUUUUCUGAUAUAACAGGGGAAGUCACUGAAGCUUACAUAGAUAAAAAUGACUGGCUAAUUGGCUUCUAUAUUGUGAAAGAUAAGAAAUCAUACAGAUUUAUGGCAGACCCAUCCUUGGACAAUAAAUCUAUAAGUCAUGUAGAUAACUUCACUCAAAACAUGAAUCCUCAUCAUGGAAGUGGGAUUUAUAAUUUUAUGUUUUACUACAUUGUGCACGAAUUAAAAAUGGAUAUCAAAGAAGCUUACCGAGUUUUCCUCAUCGCCAACGAAAUAUAUUGGCAUCCUCAUUCAGAUUUCACUUCUGGGGCUUGUGAUAUGCUGAAAGUUGCCUAUGAUCUUGGGAAAGAUCUAAGCCCUUUUAUUAAAGCCUUUGAACGUGUGGGAAUUAAACCAUGUGAUGUAGAGAAACAUAUUCGAAGAUUGACAUUGAACAGAACAGCCUCUGGUAUUAGAGUGUCAGUUAACGAAAACCCAGUCUUUGAUUUUGCUUAUCCAAAAUGGGCUUGGAAUAUUAUGAUUACAGCCACUAGUAUGUAUGGCAAAGUUCAUAUUAAGGUAUCAAAGAGCAAUAUGCUAACAGAGGGAAAUGGUUCUGAUCCAGUUACAUUGUUAGCUGAAGGCACAUCAAAACUGAAUUUGGGAAAGCUGGAAGGAAAUAAAUUUUUCGUCAUGUUGUCUCCGGAAUCUAGAGAAAAUUUGGAAAAUGUUAGCUUACGUGUUACUUAUUGGUGUAAUCCUCAUUUUGUUUCCGAGACAUAUAUUGAAGAGUUGAUGUAUCGGGAUAUGUGUGGUGAGGAUUAAGGUAUUAAAAAUUUAAUCAGACAUUUGUUUACUGGUUUCAAUAAUAAAUAUGUCCAAUAACUUACAAUUUAAUCAAUAAAUAUUUCAUAAUUGCUUACAUUUUCAGAUAGAUUUAAUCUUACAUUUAUGCGAAUGUUUAAUUGAAAACACAAAUGAAAAAUAUAAAUAAACAUAAUUUGAAUCUUAGAA
Messenger RNA from Octopus bimaculoides (California two-spot octopus), 2361 nucleotides. RefSeq lists its product as uncharacterized. The record is from RefSeq and is a predicted model, not a curated record. Gene Ontology annotation, biological process: proteolysis. Lineage: Eukaryota; Metazoa; Mollusca; Cephalopoda; Octopoda; Octopodidae. Gene Ontology annotation, molecular function: metalloendopeptidase activity.